GGAGGCUGUAAAGCGUUGCAGCUAAUUCAUUUGAACGCCAUACGAAUUUACGGUCCGCCUCUCAUCGCUGUAGUCUCUCGCGGGUGAGCCGUGAAAACCAACCAAAAAGGACUAAAAUGGCGCUUAGUCAAGGAACAAAGAAAAAAGUUUGCUACUACUACGACGGCGAUGUUGGAAAUUAUUACUAUGGCCAGGGUCACCCCAUGAAGCCCCACCGCAUUCGUAUGACUCACAACUUGUUGCUCAACUAUGGCCUCUACAGAAAGAUGGAGAUAUAUCGUCCACACAAAGCCAGCGGUGAGGAGAUGACCAAGUACCACAGUGAUGACUACAUCAAAUUUCUGCGCUCCAUCCGUCCAGACAACAUGUCAGAGUACAGCAAACAAAUGCAGCGCUUCAAUGUAGGAGAAGAUUGUCCAGUAUUUGAUGGUUUAUUUGAGUUCUGCCAGCUCUCAGGGGGCGGCUCUGUCGCCGGUGCCGUGAAGUUGAACAAACAGCAGACGGACAUAGCCAUCAACUGGGCGGGGGGCCUGCAUCACGCCAAAAAGUCUGAGGCCUCAGGGUUUUGCUACGUCAAUGACAUUGUGCUGGCCAUACUGGAAUUACUGAAGUACCAUCAGAGAGUUCUUUACAUAGACAUUGACAUCCAUCAUGGAGACGGUGUGGAGGAAGCGUUCUACACCACAGACCGUGUCAUGACUGUGUCUUUCCACAAGUAUGGAGAGUACUUCCCCGGCACUGGAGACCUGAGAGACAUUGGGGCUGGGAAGGGCAAAUAUUAUGCUGUGAAUUACCCUCUGCGAGACGGGAUUGAUGAUGAGUCUUAUGAAGCUAUAUUCAAGCCUAUCAUGGCCAAAGUGAUGGAGAUGUAUCAGCCCAGUGCAGUGGUUCUGCAGUGUGGAGCAGACUCUUUGUCGGGGGAUAGACUGGGCUGCUUCAACCUCACCAUUAAAGGCCAUGCCAAGUGUGUGGAGUACAUGAAAAGCUUCAACCUGCCGCUGCUGAUGCUGGGAGGAGGCGGCUACACCAUCCGAAAUGUAGCACGCUGCUGGACGUACGAGACCGCUGUCGCACUUGAUACAUCCAUUCCUAAUGAACUCCCAUACAACGACUACUUUGAGUACUUUGGACCAGACUUCAAGCUGCACAUCAGCCCCUCCAAUAUGACCAACCAGAACACCAACGACUACCUGGAGAAGAUUAAGCAGCGUUUGUUUGAGAACCUGCGCAUGCUGCCCCAUGCUCCAGGGGUACAGAUGCAGGCCAUUCCAGAAGACGCCGUACAGGAGGACAGUGGAGACGAGGAGGAGGAGGACCCCAACAAACGCAUCUCCAUUCGUGCUCAUGACAAGAGGAUAGCUUGUGAGGAGGAGUUCUCCGACUCCGAGGACGAAGGUGAAGGAGGCCGCCGAAACACAACCAACUUCAAGAAGGCCAAGCGAGCUAAGACUGAGGGAGACAAAGAGGCUGAAGAAAAGGAGAAGAAAGGUGAGGAGGAAACAAAAGAAGUGAAAGAAGAAGAGAAGGCCCCAGAGGAGGAGAAAAUGGACACAUCAAAGCCAAAAGAGGAGUCGAAGACACCUUAAGGUCGUCCGCACCUAAAGAUGUCAAUGCUGGGCAGAAACGAUCGUAAAGCAAGAUUGUCUUUUAUUUUGGGGAUGGGAGGGUAUUGCUUCUAUGGUAUAGGAUAUGGAAUGGGACAGUAAACAUUUUUUCCUAGGACACUGUUCCAAUAUUACUGUUUAUGAACUGAAGUCAGAAUACAUGUUUUGAGUAUUGUUUUUGUAAACUUUUCUUCCUCACCCAAAUUUUUUAUGCUCCAGUAUUUGCAUUUCUUAUGUCAGGCAACUGUUAAAACUGCUUAGCACAUGCAUGAUUUUAUAUCUGAUGGAUUUAAUUUAUUUAAAUCAGAUCCUUUUGGUUUACCCCUUUUUUGUUUUGUUUUUUUAUAUUUCUUUUUCUUUCAGUCCUACUGUCCUGUGCCUCUGAGAGUAAGCUUCAUGCAUGUUUGUAUAAUAGAUACUUUUCUAUAAUA
Molecule: messenger RNA, 2035 nt
Organism: Dunckerocampus dactyliophorus (ringed pipefish)
Lineage: Eukaryota; Metazoa; Chordata; Actinopteri; Syngnathiformes; Syngnathidae
Product: histone deacetylase 1
Exons: 14
Coding region: 117-1586 (489 amino acids)
Molecular function (GO): histone deacetylase activity
Source: RefSeq, a predicted model, not a curated record